Molecule: messenger RNA, 2499 nt
Organism: Wallemia mellicola CBS 633.66
Lineage: Eukaryota; Fungi; Basidiomycota; Wallemiomycetes; Wallemiales; Wallemiaceae
Exons: 3
Coding region: 96-2477 (793 amino acids)
Biological process (GO): regulation of transcription by RNA polymerase II
Cellular component (GO): piccolo histone acetyltransferase complex
Source: RefSeq, a predicted model, not a curated record
AAUAUUUGUUUGAACUAGCAAGACUGUCUAUUAUUUAGCUAUCCUGGCAUUUCUCUUUUGCCACACAGACAGCUAAUUCAUACUAGACUAGCAAUAUGAGUAGAAGACUUAAAAUAACAGCCAGGUCGAGGCUACAAAUAGUAAAAAACCCUCAAUUCAUCGCAGAGGCGUACACUUUCGAAGAUGACUCCAAGGCCACCACCGGUGUCGACUCCGCUGAGGCAGAGGAGACCCACUUACAGAACGCGAUAAGCGCGUCGAAACAGAGGAACGCUAGGCAGAACCAGCAGGUUAUUUCUUCUCCAAAGAAGAAUAAAUCUACACCUCAGUCAAAGCCUCAGGAAGACGACGCUUUAGGUAUUAUUCCAACUCCGGACGCCACUGGUAGAGUCACAAAUUAUGAGAAACUUUACAAGCCUUUGCCCGCUCCUGAAGCCUGGUCCUAUAUCAAGUACAGCGACACCAUAGAGGAAGCCCAGCUCGGUGGUUUGAUCUAUACUAUCGAUGAGCGUGACUUUAGGUUCAUUCAGGAGCAUAACAAGGCUGUAAAAGGCGAAGGAACAUCCACCGAUGGUAGUAAGAACGACAGUGAUAGCAAGAACACUGAUAUGCUCAUUGAAGAAGACACUUUUGAGCUGAUUAUGAGUGUCUUUGAGAAAGUGACCGAUGAUAUUGCUCCCACUCUGCAUACAGACAUCUCAAGAAUUCCUGAAUUCUCAGAGUUUGAAUCUCACUUUAGAAAGUCGGAUUUCCUUGAUUACUUUCCAAACAUCGCACCCCUUAAAUUAACCCUCACCCCCGACAACCUCGUAAAGCUUGGUCAGAUCAUCUAUCAGCACUGGCGUGCUCGUCGUGUAAGACGACAAGGAAAACCUAUACACCCACAACUAAACUAUGAUGAGAGCAACGAUGGCGAUCCAUACGUUUGCUUCAGACGUAGAGAAGUUAAACCAGUGAGGAAGACAAGAAGAGCUGAUUUACAAUCCGUCGAGAAGAUGGAGAAACUACAAAAGGAGUUGCUCGCAGCUCAACAACUCGUUGUUAGUGUAAUUGAAAGAGAGAAGAAGAAAAUUGAAGCAGUUGAAAUGGACAGAGGUAUUAGUAAUCUUCGUCAUAAACUAAGAAACGUCAAGAGGAAACAGGGCGUUAUUGGUCCUGACGAUGGUAAAGCUGAUGAUGAGUUGUUAACUGGAACUAAACCAAAGAGGAUCAAGGUUGAUUCUAAGUUGACUAACAAGAGAACGACGGGAUCACCUGCUGUUAGUGUGUCAGCCGAUAAAGGAUCUGUACCAAUCGCUGCACUCAUUGAGAAGCACAUACUGGCUAAGCGUGAAGCUGAUCAGAUGUGGGAAGAUUUCAGCGAUCCUUCACAAUCAUCGAGUAACUUCCCUGGUGCUAGAUUCUUUCGCUCGCUGUCAAGUCAUGCUGAGCAUGAUGAUGAAAUGGGCAGAAGAUCGUUUAGAAUGAGAAUUGGAAGGGGUGGUAGAAGAAUACUUGAUAGGCGUCAUCCAUUCAUCGACAAUGAUGAAGAUGCUUUGGUACACUUAAACGAUGAUGAGAAGAGAAUGAGACAAUUACAGAAGUUCGAUUCGAAUGUGGUACUCAAAAGUAAUAUCAAGGGAUUAGGUCCAACAUUUGGUGAAGAUGGUAACAACCUACUUGUUGAUGACUAUGAUGAAAGGUUUAUGCGAUAUCGCGCUUCACUUCUUAAUGAAGAAGAUAUCAAGAAUCUUACAGCAUCUACACCAAGCGUUGAUGCAGCUAUGCAAGCAGCCUUGGCGCCACCGGUGCCACUUCCUCACUAUACUAUAGUGCGACCUAAUGCCAGCAGCAAAGCUCAACAAUUGCAGCGGAAUAACUCGAAUGCUUCAAAUGUUCAGAAUUCUGGAAAGCCUCAGGUUGCUCAGCAUUUGAUAAGAAAAGCUUCACAACAGAACGCCCAAGGUGCACCACUUCAGAGAAACAAUUCAGCAAUGAAUGGUACAACAGCAGCACCGGCACCGACAGCAUCAAAGCAACCAACACCUAAACCACCAACACCACAAAUGAACGGAAAUACUGCACUUCCAAACAGCAAUGCUACGUAUAACACUAUACAGCAAUUGCUUGCUGUACAACAACAACAGCAACAGCAUCAGCAACCUCAAAAUCCAGCUCAAUUGAAUGCAUUAUUGCAAUCAACGAAAACACAACAACAAUUAAAUCAAAUGAGGCAGUUAAUAGCUAAUCAAAAUAACAAUAACAAUGCAUCAAAUAAUCAAUUAAAUCAACAACAGAUGCUAGCAGCUUUGAUUGCCAAGCAACAGCAGCAAUCAAGACAACCGCAGGCGUCACAACAACAGACUAAUGCAGGUGGUAUGACAGCCCAACAAAUAGCUUCAAAUCCACAAUUAGCUGCUUUUUGGAGACAGCAGUUGUUAGCUCACCAACAAGCACAAUUACAACAAUCGAACCAGUCAAGUAAUGGUGCAGGUUAGAUUGUUACAAUUGAGCAAUAAC